AUGACUUGUCCUUUGCGCUCUGUUAAUGCAAUUUUUGAAUCCUCUCAGGGCGGAGAAGCAAUAGAAGUCAUAUUAAUCCCGUUGAUGUCCAGCUCAGAGGAGAAUACCAUUCACCUGAGCAAUGAAGUCUUCAGACAUAUGAAGCGACUAAGAAUAUUUGUAUCAUCAUCUCACAAGAACGUCAUGUAUUUUUGCUCUCAUGACCCCAUUAAGUUUCUUCCUAACAGCUUAUGCUGGAUUAAUUGGUCAUAUUAUCCUUCACCAUCAUUGCCAGAAAAUUUUGAACCACCAAAGCUGGUGGGGCUUAUUAUGCAUUGCAGUUACGUGGUUAACCUCUGGAAGGGGUCAAAGCAUUUAAACAGGUUGAGUAUUCUUGAUUUGAGUGAUUCUCGAAAAUUAAUCCAAAUUUCAGACCUUUCCGGGUCUCCAAAUUUGGAGAGGCUAAUCCUAUGUCACUGUGUUCGGCUGGUAGAGGUCCACCCAUCUGUUGGAGCCCUCAAAAAGCUUACUAUUUUAGAUGUGGAAGGUUGUGAAAAACUUGAAAGGCUUCCCUCUAAGUUUCAAUCCGGGUCUCUUGAAGUUCUAAAUUUUUCUGGUUGUCGGAGUUUGAGAAAAGUUCCAGACAUUCAGCAAAAUGUGAAUCGUUUAACAGAAUUCAAGAAGCCAAACUUUGGGGUACUUGAAUUAACAUCAUCAUUCCUGAGCUAUCUAGAUUUGAGUGGCUGCAGUAACAUUGAAACGCUCCCUAGCAGCAUGUGCAGGUUGAAAAAUUUGAAGUAUCUUUACCUCAAUCGCUGUACCAAACUAAAGAACUUGCCAGAAGAUAUUUGUGAACUAGUGAACUUGGAGGGGCUUGAUGCGAGUGAAACAUCAGUUUGGUGCACCCCAAAUUCCAUCACAUGCUUGAGGAAACUGAAGUACCUAUCUUUUCGGAAAGUACCCAAGGCUUUUCAUUUGAGCGAUUUAUGCAGUUGGGGAUGUUUUGCCCAACUUGAUUUGAAGUUUCAGCUGCCCAGCACUUUAUCAGUCUUUUGCACACUUAUAAGACUGGAUCUCAGUGCUUGCAAUUUGUUUGAUGGCAGUAUUCCUGAGGAUCUUGGAUGCUUGGCCUCACUACUAGAGUUAAACCUGAGCAGAAAUAACUUCACCUUUUUACCUAAAAGCAUUGUGCUACUUAACCGCCUUCGACACCUUGACAUAACCUAUUGUGAAAAGCUAACAGAGCUGCCAGAGCUUCCUCCACGUAUAAUGAAACUGUUUCUAGACGAUCGCUUUGCUUUGGAAAGCAUUCCAACACUACCAACCAUGUACAAAGAGUUGUACUUGGUCUCAUUCGCUAAUCAGAAGUUGCAAGAGAUGUGGUGUGCUUCACGCAGGGAAAGUUCUGGUGCAAAGAUGAGAAACUGUAUAAGGAAGAACAUGACGGAUAUGCUAGAACAGAUUCUCCUUCCAUUUUUGUCAAUAGUGCAGCUUAAGUUGGUUUUUGACGACCAGCGCAGAGGGGGGAGAUUUGGUAUUGUCUUCCCUAGAAGUGAUCCAAGUGCUAAGGUUCCUAGGUGGUUCAAGUAUCGUAAGACAUGUUCAACGAGGAUUUCCUUCAACCUGAAGAGACACUGGUAUAAUAAUAAGUUUAUGGGAUUUGCUAUCUAUUGUCAGCUUCCUUUCUUAAAUGACGAAUCACCGAAAAACCGUAAUAGGCAGUUUGCAUUCAGUUUGCUAUGGGGUGCAACAAUCACUACAAAAUUGGUGCCAGGACGUACUGCUAUGGAUCAACAAACUCCUGCAAAAAUAGUUCAUUUGCAAGUGUCAAAUGUAGUAGCAUAUGGCAGUCAUGACUGCUUUAUUUUCUUACAAUUGGACCUAAGAAAGUUACAUUUUAAUGGUAAAGGUAAGGGCACAAUGUUGAUAGAUAAUCCAAAUGACUAUUGUAGAUUUGAGGCAUCUCUAGAUUGUCGUAUGUCAUCAAAUUGGGGAGUUCGUCUGGUAUAUGCUGAUGAUAUUGAGGUGAUGAGGUUGGAAUGGGCUUGGCAGUCUAACAGAUUUGAGCUUGAGCAUUUGCAUGAAGAGGAUCUCGAGUUGUGUACUGGGAGGUUGAAAGAAUUGUCAGUCCCAGGGGAAAUAAGAUAUUUUUAUGCAACACUUAUUUUCUAUGAAUUGCCAGUUCUAUCGACUUGCCCGAGAUGCUUAUCCUUUGCUGAAGACUUGACCCACGUAUUCUUGAACUGUAAAUACUCUCAGCUAGUCUGGGAAGGAUCAAGAUUGGGCCUAAACUUUAAAGUUGGGACCCCAGUUGAAUUUCAAGAGUGGUUACUUAAGUGGACUUUGUCAGCUCCUGAAAAUGAAGAUUUCAGUUUUUCGUUAGCUGUCCUAUGGGCGAUCUGGAAGCACAGAAACAAGUUAGUGCAUGAAAGAGCUGUUUUUGUUCCCUCAGAAGUCAUUUCCACUGCCAUUAAAGAGCACUCAAGGUUUCCGUAUUCUGUUGGCAUAGCAAUAAGAGAGCUCUAUGAGGUGCAUAGAGGAACAAUUGUCGAUGUCAAUGCUUUCAACGUUGAUUCUGAUGUACAGCUGGACGACAACGUACUAGUAAUGGAGGUUAAGGGAGCUUGGAAAGAGGGACAAGAAUGGGCUGGAAUGGCAUGGGUAGCUUAUCGGUGGAACUCUGGGGUUAAAGUGGCUGAGGCUAGAAGAUCGUUGAAGGUCAGGAGCAAACUACAUGCAGAAGUACAUGCCUUUGAGCAUGCAGUGAAAUGGUCCCUCGUCAUAGAUUCUCCAAUCGUAAUUUUUUCUGAUAACCAGAUCUUGAUUAAGGAACUCCAUAAUUCAGAUUGCUGUUCAGAUCAAGACAUUGUCUGUAUGUUGCAUGAAUGUCUGGAAUUCAUGGAAGCAAAUGAAAUAUCCUGGAAAGUUGUCAAAGUUGCAAGUUAUGCAGUAUCAGCUGCAAAGAGAGCAGCAAAAAUGGCCAUGAAGACUCACAUGGAUGUAUUGAUCUGGGAUCCUAUUGACAUUUAAACGGGGAAAGUGCACAAAUAACCAUUCUCAUGGAUGCUGUUUAGAGAUUAGCCAGUACUUAUUUUGUCCUGAAAUUCUAAACUAAAAAUCUUAACUUCAGGACAACUCAGGACAUUUUUUGUCCCGAAAAUUUGAACUGAAAAACUGAAAUUCAGGAUGCAAUGACUAACUCUUAAAUAGCAACCCUUUAGAGUAGCUACCUGGUGUCAUUUCUACUAUUUAAACUUAGGUGAGAGUUCCAAGAGGCAAGUCGGAAGGUAAGUCGAACAGCUUAUAGGCCAUGUCGUGCUUCUUCUUCUUUUUUCUUUUUAAAAUUAUUUUUGGAUGGCUAUUUGUAACGGUUAUAUUGAACAAGGAAGCCAAUUUUAUCUGAGUUGCAUGAGAAUAUUUUUAGUA
Molecule: messenger RNA, 3405 nt
Organism: Nicotiana tabacum (common tobacco)
Lineage: Eukaryota; Viridiplantae; Streptophyta; Magnoliopsida; Solanales; Solanaceae
Source: RefSeq, a predicted model, not a curated record